AUGUUGGUGAACAACGUGUUGAGGUCAAGGGUGGACCAAAAACACAACAACAAGUUACUCGUUACAUGGAUAGGCUCGAACCAGGUUAUUGAUACAGACGAACACUCCUUUUGUGUACAGCACUUAUUGACUGGAGUGAAAGCAGACGUGCACGCCUCACGCCUCAAGGUCUACGCAGAUGCGUCUGUUGGAGUAACAGAGGAGAUCCGAGAGCACGUGGCUGCUCAAGGAAUCGUCCUUACGGUUGCGGAACUCAAAGAGCAUCGGUGGAACUCGGCGAAGAAGUGUCACGAGAUACUGGUAGGGUGGAAAGGUCUGGAGCCAAUUGAGGACUCGUGGGAGUCGCUCAGUUCAUUGUACAAGGAUAUACCAGUGAUGGUGAAGCAGUACAUAGCUGCAUCAAGUGAUGUUGAGCUUACUGUAACAUUGGAGCAACUUUAG
Phytophthora nicotianae INRA-310 is the source of this 441-nucleotide messenger RNA. RefSeq lists its product as hypothetical. Bases 1 to 441 code for a protein of 146 amino acids. NCBI's taxonomy places the organism in Eukaryota, Oomycota, Peronosporomycetes, Peronosporales, Peronosporaceae. The transcript has a single exon. The record is from RefSeq and is a predicted model, not a curated record.